Messenger RNA from Arabidopsis thaliana (thale cress), 1909 nucleotides. Its product is annotated as AP2/B3-like transcriptional factor family protein. NCBI's taxonomy places the organism in Eukaryota, Viridiplantae, Streptophyta, Magnoliopsida, Brassicales, Brassicaceae. Gene Ontology annotation, cellular component: nucleus. The record is from RefSeq and is marked reviewed. Bases 81 to 938 code for a protein of 285 amino acids. The transcript is spliced from 3 exons. Gene Ontology annotation, molecular function: DNA binding.
CAACCCAAUAACUCCAGUUUCAUCUCAAUUCUCAACAUACAAGUAUCUCGGUGGCAAGAGCAGGGAGAGGAAGAGAGAAGAUGGAAGAGAAUUGCGAGGAUUGCAUGAAAUGGGAAGAAGAACUCUACUGGACUCAUUUUCAAACUCUCCAUUUCACUCAGCUCCUCCUUCCUGGUUUCCACAAUCGCCUCGUCAUACCUCGAAAGUUUUCAACACACUGCAAAAGGAAGCUGCCUCAGAUUGUGACUCUCAAAAGUCCAAGUGGCGUUACAUAUAAUGUGGGAGUAGAGGAAGAUGAUGAAAAGACAAUGGCUUUUCGUUUUGGGUGGGACAAGUUUGUGAAAGAUCAUUCGCUAGAGGAGAAUGAUCUAUUGGUCUUCAAGUUCCAUGGAGUGUCUGAGUUUGAAGUGCUUGUUUUCGAUGGACAGACUUUAUGUGAGAAACCUACUUCUUAUUUCGUCAGGAAAUGUGGGCAUGCAGAGAAGACUAAAGGUAUUAUUGAUUUUAAUGCAACCUCUUCGAGGUCUCCUAAGAGACACUUUAACCCUGAUGAUGUUGAAACUACACCAAACCAGCAACUUGUUAUAUCUCCUCCAGUUGAUAAUGAGCUAGAAGACCUCAUUGACAUUGAUCUUGAUUUUGAUAUUGAUAAAAUACUAAAUCCGCUUCUUGUAGCAUCUCACACCGGUUAUGAGCAAGAAGAACAUAUUAACUCUGACAUUGAUACAGCAUCUGCCCAGCUUCCUGUUAUAUCUCCAACUAGUACAGUACGAGUCAGUGAAGGGAAGUAUCCCCUUAGCGGUUUUAAGAAGAUGCGAAGAGAAUUAAGUAAUGACAAUCUCGAUCAAAAAGCUGGUAUGAAAAUCUUCUUACUUAGUGAUUACACAGUGCACUUGUUUCUUGGUAUUCAUCUGAUAAGCCCUGUCUGUACUCUGUAGACUCUGUUUUGCAUGCAACUGUUGGGAUUAAAGUUUCAGGUUUUGAGAAUGUUGCUAACAGCUUGGAGUAACUGAUUCCUUAGUCUUGGAUAUUAUAUGAUUCUGGAUAUUAGGUGUGGAGAUUAUAGAAUUGUCUCAUCUUUCUCAUUCAGUAGAGAAAGUUUCUUGUUCCGAAACUUUAUUAACUUCUUACUACCCAUAGGCUUUGAUCCAUUUGUCUUCAAAGUUUAUAACUUUAUAUAAUGGAGUGAGUCCAUAUAUUUAUCAGUUUCUAUCUCAUUUAUCAUGCAUCUAAAAUACUAAUAUACCUUAUCAACUGUCGUAAGACGUGGAGAUGAUUUCAGCUGGAAGCAAUAAGAAAGCCUUAUCUCUGGCCAAGAGAGCCAUUUCGCCGGAUGGUUUCUUGGUGUUCAUGAAACGCUCUCAUGUGGUAUCAAAGUGUUUUCUGACAAUCCCAUACAAAUGGUGCGUGAAGAACAUGCUUAUCACACGUCAAGAAGUGGUGAUGCAGGUGGAUCAAACGAAAUGGGAGAUGAAGUUUAACAUUUUCGGAGCUCGUGGUAGUGGUGGGAUUUCAACCGGGUGGAAGAAAUUUGUACAAGACAACAACUUGCGCGAAGGUGAUGUCUGUGUGUUUGAGCCAGCCAAUUCUGAAACAAAACCGCUUCAUCUCAAUGUCUAUAUAUUCCGUGGUGAAGAAACGGAAAGAACCAACAAUGUUGACCCGGUUUACACAAUAAGUGAAUAACUAAGCAAGGCUACAACGUUUUCCUCAACCCUGUAGUGUAAAGUAUAUGUAGCGUAGAUGAAAACUUGUAUAUAAAGGUAAACGUAAGAAUGUGUGUAAUCUAUCUCUCACUCACGAUGCCUCUUUUUUUUGGGUGCAUAUAACGGAACUCUUCUGGUUCUGGUAAUGCCUAUUUUCUUGUGUUGGGGCUUGCCACAAUAUUUAAACCAACUCUUUUUUUGUC